Messenger RNA from Papilio xuthus (Asian swallowtail), 3708 nucleotides. Lineage: Eukaryota; Metazoa; Arthropoda; Insecta; Lepidoptera; Papilionidae. The record is from RefSeq and is a predicted model, not a curated record.
AUGACGCGCAACGUUAACGAGGAGACGAGGAUCCUCCAAGCGGCCAACUCCCGCCUACAGGCGGAGAUGGCCGCACUUAAGAAGGAGGUGGCGGAGUUGAAGGCGUGCAUGCUACAGAUGGGGGCGACAUCCAAACCCACCGCAGCGGCAGGCCUUCAAAAUACGGACGAGGACAUGGAGAACCGGAUCCUAGGCAGGCUCUCGGACCGGCUCAACGCCCGCAUAGACGGGCUAGAGCCGCGUCUGAAUCCAGAGCCUCGCCUACGACCGGCACUGGCUCAUGACAGGCGCGAGGCGGAAGCCAGGCGUAAACCCCCGGCAAGCCGUCCACGCCAAACACCGGCUACGACCCAGGCGGAAUUGCCUGAAGUGCGCCUCCCUGAACCGGUCCAAUCGGGCUGGAUCAAGGUCGGCGCAAAGGGAAAGGCGAAGGCGUCGACUUCUACAUCGACGCCGGCCGCUUCUUCUCCUUCUUCCACAGCCCCAGUCGCCCAAUCGGGCAAAAAGGCUAAGAAGAAGGCCAAGAAGAAGAAGAAGACGGCCAAAAAACAGGAGACGGAACGUCCCCUCCCGCUGGCGCCAGCAUCCAUGAAGGAGACCAUGGCGUCGGUCGUGAAGAGGGGCCUAAGGGAAAAGGCGCCGGCGGUCAUCAGAUCGGCGCCCAUGCCCAAGAAGGAGCAGGAGAAGGCCAAGCCUGCGCCUAAGCUGCGGGCCCCCAAGACCUCGGCAGUCGUGGUGACUCUACAUCCCACGGCUGUGGAGAAGGGGGUUACGUACGCCAAAGCGCUGGCUGAGGCGAGACAAAGGGUGAACCUAAAAGACCUGGAGAUCGAGAGCGUCCGCUUCAAGCGCGCGGCGACCGGGGCCUCAAUUAUUGAGGUCUCCGGUGCCGAUAACGCGCCAAAGGCGGACCUCCUCGCCGACAAGCUCCGCGAGGUGUUCGGGAACGGCGGCGAUGUCACCGUCUCCCGACCAACAAAAACGGCGGAACUGUUGGUGGCGGGGUUGGAUGACUCCGUCACCAAAGAAGAAGUGGCAGAAGCGGUCGGUGCCAAAGGUGGUUGCGCGGUAGACCGCGUUAAGGUGGGACCGCUCCGGCAAGAGAGGUCCGGCCUCUUCGCGGUCUGGGUGGCAUGCCCUGUCGAAGCUGCCAAAAGGGUAGUUGAGGGCAAGCUGCUCGUAGGUUGGGUCUCGGCCAGAGUGAAGCUCCUUGAACGCAGGGAGCUUAGGUGCUUCAAGUGCCUUCACUCUGGCCACGUCAAGGCGCGGUGUACUGCGGUGGCCGACCGGGGGCUUCAGUGCUACCGGUGCGGUCAGAUGGGACACCGCGCCGCUGACUGUAAUGCUGCCCCUCACUGCACACUGUGUGCGGAGGCUGGGAAGGCAGCAAGCCAUCGCUUGGGGAGCAAGUCAUGCUCGGCCCCCAAGAAAAGGAUGGCCAAAAACACCGCCCCAGGCCCCGACGGGAUCCCCGGACGCAUAUGGGUCCUGGCGCUACGGAACGGAUUUGACGGCAGGUUCCGAGAUUUACUUUCUCGGUGCCUCAAGGACUAUACUUUCCCAGGAGACUGGAAGACGGGGAAACUCGUAUUGAUUGGGAAGGCGGGAAGACCGGCAGAUUCGCCCUCGGCGUACCGCCCGAUCGUCUUGCUCGGGGAGGCGGGUAAGCUUUUUGAGCGCGUUAUUGCGACCCGUCUCUCUGAGCACCUCGAUCGAGUAGGGCCAAAUCUGGCGGACUGCCAGUACGGUUUCCGGCGCGGCCGCUCCACCAUCGAUGCUAUUGCACGGGUGAGGGCCGUCGCCGAAGAGGAGGUCUUGACGGGCGGCGUGGUGUUGGCGGUAUCUUUAGAUAUCGCCAACGCUUUUAACACGCUGCCUCACGCUUGUAUAAUGGAGGCCCUGCGGUUUCAUGGGGUCCCAUUAUACUUGCGGGAGACGAUCAAGGCCUACCUAUCGGACAGGACUGUGGUCUAUCCCACAUUUACCGGACUUGGACAGAAGAGAGUGUCGUGCGGCGUUCCACAAGGUUCCGUUUUAGGGCCAUUAUUGUGGAACGUCGGUUACGACUGGGUCCUUCGGGGCCCGACUCUCGGCGGCGUUAGCGUCGUUUGUUACGCGGACGAUACAUUGGUGUUGGCAAGGGGCGGUAGCUAUCGGGAGGCGAGCGUGGUAGCUACCGCCGGAGUAGCCCAAGUAGUGGGCAGGAUUCGGAGACUGGGCCUGACGGUGGCCUUGGAAAAAUCCGAGGCCCUGUGUUUUCACGGGCCUCGCCGAGCGCCACCGCCAGGUGCUCAAUUGAUCGUGGGCGGAGUUUCCAUCGGCGUCGGGCACACAAUGAAGUACUUGGGAGUUGUGCUCGACAGCCGGUGGAACUUCAGAGAACACUUCCGGCGGUUGGCUCCGAAGCUCGCGCGCACCUCGUUCGCCCUGAGCAGGUUACUGCCUAAUCUGGGCGGACCGAGCGCGAGUUGUCGGCGCCUCUACGCCGGAAUUGUACGUUCGAUGGCCCUAUACGGGGCACCUAUCUGGGCGGAUGCCCUCGAGCGCCACAACAAAGCCCAACUGCGCAGGUCGCAGAGGGUUGUGGCGCUCAGAGCGGCAAGGGCAUACCGCACCGUUUCGUGCGAGGCGGCAUGCCUCUUGGCCGGGACUCCCCCAUGGGAGCUGGAGGCUUUGGCGUUGGCGGACAUCUACUGGAAGUCCGCCAACGCCAAAGGUCGGGGGGAGGUCCCAAGUGGAGAAGAGAUCGUUGAGUGGCGACGGAACGCACGAGACGUUGUACAACGAUGCUGGCUCGAACAGCUGAGCCAGCCGGGAGCGGGCCGCCGCACCAUUGCGGCGAUCCGCCCCGUCCUACGAGAGUGGCUAACGAGGCGGUGGGGUGCGCUCUCAUAUCGCCUAGUGCAGGUCCUCUCGGGGCAUGGCUGCUUCGGGAGGUACCUGUGCAACGUGGCCAGACGGGAGCGCACUCCGCAGUGCCCGAGAGAGGCACGGGCCUCUAUACCAUCUGGCCCGGCCCAUCUCUCGCUGGCGGAACUAGAGGAGGACCAAACCAGUGUUGCCCUCAACCAAUGCGUUGAGGCAUCACUGAGGACGAUACUGGAGGUAGCAACCAAGUCCACCAACAUCAAAGGGACAUUGGUGAAAGCGCUGAAGGAGGCGGCGGCAAACAUCAAGGCCGCCGUCUCCCAGCUUAGAGAAAGGACCAUCGUCGACCUGCCCAGCCUGGCCAGAGAGGGAGGCUGCGCGGCGGACGCCAUAAGAUCGGGCAGGCUCACGGUCGGCCCGAGGGGAGAUGGCUCACUCUGGCUGAGCGUGCCGGUGGCGGCCGCCAAAAAGGUGACCGACGCCGGCCGCGUGAGGGUCGGCUGGACCUCGGCUAGAGUGGUGCUGCUCGCCUCGCGGCCGACGCGGUGUUUCCGCUGCCUCGAGACGGGGCACAUGGGUGCCAAUUGCCCGGGUGAGGUUGACCGCAGCAAGCUCUGCUUCCGCUGCGGGAAGCCAGAUCACCGGGCACGAGACUGUGUGGCAGACCCGAACUGCCCCGUCUGCGAGGCGGCGGGCAAACCGGCGGGCCACUUGAUCGGCGGCGACGGAUGCGCCACCGCCGGGCAAAAGCCAACGCCCAAAGGGAGGAGUGCGCCGAAACGAAGGCCUCGGCGCAAGGCCAAAAAGGCCGGAGCGGAGCGAAUGGAUACCAGCCCAUAA